GGCUCCGCCUCUCCGCUUUUAACCGGCCUCCGCGUCUCCCUCACCCCGCUCGCUUAUAGUCCGCGGUCAAGUUCUGAAACGCAAAGAAAUGGCGUUGCGAACCGGGCGCUUUUUCGCGCCUUGGGCCCUGCGGGCUUUCGACUUUCCUCCACAGCGGUUUUUCAGUUGUGGAACAAAAGGAUUAUACAAAAGCCAAGAUGCAGAACGAUCUAAAUUCUAUAAGCCUCUUAAAAAAGUGAUGUUACCACCUAAUAGUUUUAAAGGAAAAGUAGUUUUCAUCACAGGUGGAGGUACUGGUAUUGGAAAAGGAUUGACCACUAUUUUCUCCAGUCUGGGUGCAACCUGCGUGAUAGCGAGUCGUGUCUUUAAGUUUGAGGAAGGUUUCAGUGCACAGGAUGAUGUGGGAGCUCAGCUUUUUAGGAAAAUUGAUGUUUUGAAAGCUACUGCAGAAGAAAUAUCUUCUCAAACAGGAAAUAAGGUUCAUGCAAUCCAAUGUGAUGUGAGAGAUCCUGGCUUGGUUAAAAAUGCUGUCUCUGAAUUAAUCAAAGUAGCAGGUCAUCCAGAUGUUGUAAUAAACAAUGCAGCAGGGAACUUUAUCUCUCUUUCUGAACGUCUCUCUCCUAAUGCGUGGAAAACCGUAACUGAUAUAGUUCUGAAUGGUACUGCCUUUGUCACCCUGGAAAUUGGAAAGGAGCUGAUUAAAGCAGGGAAAGGGGCUGCAUUCCUGGCUAUCACAACUAUCUAUGCUAAGAGUGGAUCAGCAUUUGUAGUGCCAAGUGCUUCUGCCAAAGCAGGUGUGGAAAUAAUGAGCCUGUCUCUUGCAGCUGAAUGGAGUAGAUAUGGCAUGCGAUUCAAUGUGAUACAACCAGGACCUAUCAAAACUAAAGGUGCUUUUAGCCGCCUUGACCCAACUGGAGAAUUUGAACAGGAAAUGAUUGAGAGACUUCCCUGUGGCAGACUAGGGACUAUAGAAGAAAUUUCAAAUCUUGCUGCUUUCCUGUGCAGUGAUUAUGCCUCUUGGAUUAAUGGAUCUAUCAUUAGAUUUGAUGGAGGAGAAUAUGUAUUUUUGUCAGGAGAAUUCAACAGCUUAAUGAAGGUAACCACACAACAGUGGGAUGUGUUAGAACAACUAAUCAGGAAAACAACAGAUUCCUAAAUGUACCCUCAUCUUAAUCCUUUGGUAGCAGAAAACAUUGGAGCAAAAUAAACAGUAAUUUUAGUUACA
Antechinus flavipes (yellow-footed antechinus) is the source of this 1225-nucleotide messenger RNA. RefSeq names its product 2,4-dienoyl-CoA reductase 1 (gene DECR1). Gene Ontology annotation, molecular function: 2,4-dienoyl-CoA reductase (NADPH) activity. Gene Ontology annotation, cellular component: mitochondrion. Lineage: Eukaryota; Metazoa; Chordata; Mammalia; Dasyuromorphia; Dasyuridae. The coding region runs from base 89 to 1156 and encodes 355 amino acids. The record is from RefSeq and is a predicted model, not a curated record. Gene Ontology annotation, biological process: fatty acid beta-oxidation. The transcript is spliced from 11 exons.